Paramormyrops kingsleyae is the source of this 3773-nucleotide messenger RNA. It is a transcript of the gene spata2, whose product is annotated as spermatogenesis associated 2. NCBI's taxonomy places the organism in Eukaryota, Metazoa, Chordata, Actinopteri, Osteoglossiformes, Mormyridae. Gene Ontology annotation, cellular component: cytoplasm. Gene Ontology annotation, biological process: regulation of necroptotic process; regulation of tumor necrosis factor-mediated signaling pathway; protein linear deubiquitination. The record is from RefSeq and is a predicted model, not a curated record.
GUACGACUGUGCGCCUAUCGUCCGUACGUGCGUCAAACUGCCGUACGGACCGAAGCCUGCGCAUGCGUUGUCAGAGCACGAGCGUUUCCUGCAGAAUGCGAAGGCGGUGUGUGAACCUUUGUUUCGAUGACCCAUCGCCGGCCCUCUGACCUGCGCGCAAUGAGAGGGGCGGGUCCUGCGAUGCCCUGGUAGGCGUGACCUUCGUUGGUGGGGAUGUGUGUGGCGCCUCUAGUGCCGCCUGCUGCCGCUGAUGGAUGUCAAGCUGCGAGAGGACCUGUUCAAGAAGUAUGCCCAGUCACUGGAACGUCGGCUGGAAGAGGAGGAUGAUGCGGGCAGACAGGGGCCCACCACGGACGGGAUGCUGCUGUCUGCAGCUGCCGCCUGGCUCGGGGCCCAUCAGGCUGACCCGGGUCAGCGGUUUCGUCUCUUCCGCUUUUACGAGCUGGUGGAGAAUUCCCUGCUCACCCUGAGGGCUGCCAGUCUCCAUGCACUGGAGACGGCCUUCUCCAUCCUGGAGACCAUCUGCACCAACCUGUUGCUGUUUCCCUGGAAGAAGGAGUUUCGAUGCAUCAAGACCUUCACUGGACCAUACGUGUAUCACCUGCAGUCGGCGGUGUGUGACUCGGACCUGCGCUCCCUUCUGCGUUCUAUGGGAUACUCCCGCGAGGAGCUUCAAUUCCAAAUCCGCGACGUCCCGGGGAAUGCUGUGCACCUGCGGCAGCUGGCCUUUGAGCUCUUCUUGGCCCAGGCAGAGUGCCGGCUCCUGGGCGAGGUGGCGGUGCUGGCUGGGGGCGCCACGACGGAGCUGGAGGCACUGGAGGCGCGCCGAGGGAGCUGGGAGGAUGCGGCCGCGUGUGCCGAGGCCCUGAGGCUCCGCGAUGCCCUGGCCGGUGAUGUGUCGCGGCUCUCGGUACGGCAGGAUGAGCUGGAGCGCGUGCACCCCAGGCGGGCUGGACGGCCGUCCAAAUCUGUGGAUGUGACGGAUGGGGCGGGUCAUUGGCACCAAGCCAGCAAGCCCGUGCUGAAGGCUACGCUGAGCUUGCGCAAGGAGCCACUCUUCGUGGAUGCCGAGGAGGACCUGCAGGACGAGAUCAUCCGGCCCAAUGCUUCCCUUCUCUCCAUGACGGCUGCUUAUAGCCCCGUGUCGGACUUCUUUCCCGUUCAGUCCCCGCCGACGGACCCUUACGCCUACCCUCUCUCCUCCCUCGACGAGGUUGACCUGUACACCGAGCGUGGUGUCGGCCGACAGACACCGUCCCGCCCACCCAGCCGUGACCUCCGCGAGAGCUGGUCGGUGAAGACCCACGGCGGGGCGCCUCUCUGCGUCACGUGCCAGGGCUGCGGUGUGGGCUGCUCCAGCCUCACCUCCUGCCAGAAGUGCGACAUGAUCCUGUGUCCUGCUUGCCAUGCGGUGGAUCCCUCCCCUUGCUGCGGCAUGCCUGAUUACCCCAAGGCAUCUCAUCCCCUUGACAGCUACCUGCCAGCAAAGGAGAAGUCGUCCGCUUACAGUAACGCCCACACCCAGCUGUCAGAGAAGCCGCUGAGCAAGCUGUACCCCAGCAAGUCUGUUGGCUCUGGCAGCAGCGUGUCAGUCGUUGGUGUUUCUCGGUGCGGCUUCUGCAACAAACCGGGCGCGUCACACACCUGUAUGAAUUGCUCCAAGGUCUCUUGCGACACUUGCAUGAGCCUCUAUGCCAAUGACAUAUGUAGCCGCAAGAACUUGCACCAUAACUUUGUACCCAACCAUCAGCUCAACUACAAGUCCGGCUCUGUGUCUCAUCUGGUGUACCGAUAGACCACAAGGCCUUGUUUUUGGCAGCCGGGGGUGGACUGUGAGAUUUCUCAUCAAAGAUUUCUAGAAGGUUGGAAGGACAAGUUACUGCUUCUAUCCUCUAUCUCUCUGUCCUUCGACGGAUCCCGAUAUGUGUUUGCAUCCCCUCUCUCCUUCCCUGCGUUGGCUCUCUGGAUCUUCCCAGCUCACCGAUUUGCUAACCAAGUAGAAAAGAAGCAGCUUGAUUAUAACAACAUCUACUCGUGUCUGAACUCCCGCUUUUAUCCUAUGCUUGUGUUUGUAUGAUGAAAUCCAAUCUUGACAGCAUCUUCAGAAUUGACAAGUAUGUUUGCGUCAUGCAAAUGAUAUCAAAUAGUAUAUACGUAUUUUUAAUGCUAUUAUACAAACUCACUUGAGAUGUGUUGAGGUGAGUCAGUUGUCUCUUAUCAGCUGCUGUCAGGUCUGGUCAAGACCAGAUCUGCCUUGGUGGAUUUGAUCUCCUACAGCCUUCCCUGGAUCUGUAGUUGCUCUUACUGUUGGUUGAGUUAAAUUUGUAUAUAUAUCUCUUGUAUCCCCCCCUUAAUUAUCCACAACCUCACUGUAAAGACCAUUCUUCUGGGUGGACAAUGACAGUUCUUGAAGUUGUCUUGAGUUUAGAAGUUUGGUUGAGAAACUCCAUAGUCCCGCACCUGAAAAUGAAUAAUUUAUAUAUAUUUUUUCUUGAGCAGAGUUGGAACACAUGCAAAAAAAAAAAAAAAGUCUGUCAGAAAAUUGAGAUACCUUGAGAAGUGAUCUUUAAUAGUAUAGGGAGAGAUCCAUCUUGUAUGGAUUCAGUGCAUUGUAGUUUUAAUGCUUUCAGAAAUGAUCACUGCUCAUAAAACAUCAUAAAAGAUUGUUGGAUAUAAUAUGUAUUGUGACAUUGAUACUAGAAUAUUGUGUAAAUUGUGCACUCCACCUCUGCCAUCGCAAAACACCAGUGAACUUUCUCGCAGUGUGGUUUAUCAUCCACGAGUUGCCAGGAUAGCUUUCAGCAUCCUACGUUUACAGUACGAGUGGUUUACAGAAGCCGGCAUGGAAAGUUACACGUUUACAUGCAACACUUUGACUGCCAAAGUCCAUAAUGCUCCACUUUUGGUUUAUUUCUUUAAUUCUUCGGUUUUGCCCUGGCGAAGCAUCAAAACUUGUUCUUGUUGAUUUUGAACGUUACCCUAGUUGCCCAUCUCCACAGUGGUUUUUCUGCCCUCGUACAAUGCAUUCGAUUUCUGCAUGGUUCCGUUCCUACUGUUGUCAUGGCAACGGCUAUUUACAUGGACACCCCCAUGACCCUGCUUCUGACCCAGCCUCUUUGUGAGCUUUGAGCGGUUGGAAAUUUUCCGUGGGUUCCGAGAGCCCCGAUAACGCCAUAGCUUGCAUCUCAGAUGUUCCUCCUGUCACGACUCAUGCUGCCAGUCUGUCCGUUGCGACCAUGUGGGACUGUCUGCAUCUUUUUUUUUUUUUUCCUGAGCGUAAUUUUGUGGGUUCACGCGAUACCAAGUAGAGAUGAACAACAAAAGGACACAAAAAGGUGUUCAAAGGCCAGGAUUCUUUACGAUCUCGAUUUUGGUUCUUCACUGGUUCCAGUCUGCAGCGGUCCAAGGAACGUGGCAGAGUUCCAGAUUAUUUCACUGAGCUAUGCAACCUUGCAGGAGGUUCAUGAUGCUGGUCAGGUGUGUGUCUACUGUAAAGGCUGGCGAAGGAUUCACUGUCUAAUUCUAGGGCUGCCAGUCCAGACCUGUGUUGUUAAAAUGUCUUUUUUGCAUUAACUUAUUGGGUUCUGGCUGUUUUCUGAAGAUAAUGGAGUGGAAGGAUUCUCUUUGCAGUAUAAUUGUUGUAAUAACACUGUGUGAAGUGUGCUUGUAUCAUCAAGAUGGUUGUUCAUUCUCCAGUGCUGUUAAUUGUCAGUGUCCAAUAAGGAUAAUGUUCCUUUGCUUUCCUAUUAAACAGUGUUUAAUUGUUAUAGAAA